AUGGAGAGCGAAGGAACGGUCGAUUUCGCGCUCGCGGACGCGGUGUACGCGAGCGAAAGCGAGGAUAGCGCGUGCAGGGUCGCGGAGGCGCGAAUGACGUUCGUCGGGGACUCGAAGGAUUUGACGCGAUGGCGGUCGCUGAACGACGGCGUCAUGGGCGGGAUGAGCGACGGUUUCAUGGCGAGACGAGGCGACGAGGGCGCGAGUUUCAUGGGGAACGUCAGUCUCGAGCGUAACGGUGGGUUCGCGAGCGUGCGCGCGAUGGUGGAGGAGGACGCGAGCGAUUUCGACGGCGUGUACGUCGACGCGAAGUCGCCCUCCGGCGCGACGAAAAAGUUUCUCUUCAUCCUGAAGGACGACGAGUGCUUGCGCGAGCAAAUCAACUUCAAGGUGGCGUUCGAGGCGGGCGAGGAGUACGGAAGGGUGAAGAUUCCGUUCGCGGCGUUCGCGCGUCCCGAGCGCAUGGGACGCGCGUGCUUGCGCGAACCGCUCCGAUUGGCCAAACUGCGCGAGUUCGGGUUGAUGAUUCUCAAAGGCGACGCCGCGCAAGUGGGGCCGUUUGAGCUCGUCGUGCGCGAGAUCGGUUUCUAUCGCGGCUAG
Messenger RNA from Ostreococcus lucimarinus CCE9901, 600 nucleotides. RefSeq lists its product with no specific name. NCBI's taxonomy places the organism in Eukaryota, Viridiplantae, Chlorophyta, Mamiellophyceae, Mamiellales, Bathycoccaceae. Gene Ontology annotation, biological process: NADH dehydrogenase complex assembly. The record is from RefSeq and is a predicted model, not a curated record. The coding region runs from base 1 to 600 and encodes 199 amino acids. The transcript has a single exon.